AUGAGCAAUCUGUAUACCAAACGCAGCGUCGCUCAAAAAGACUCGCAGCCCUGUUUGGUGUGCUUUCUGCCCACCACAUGUGUGUUAUACAACUCAUCGAUCCAAGACUGGUUUUACUGCUGUGAACUGCAUUUCAAAGACAAUUUAGGAUUUGCCAAGCCGGUGUACUCCAAAAGUUAUGAAGAUGCGAUCGAGAAAUUAAAAGUGGUGAAGCAGAAGCUAGAUGCAGAAAAGGUAAAACAGGCGGGAUCAUGGGAUUCGUGGGUGAACAAAUUCAUUUCCAAGGAACCAAGUCAGGAAAGUCCGCAAAACGCAGCACAAGCCGAGACUGAGACUGAAACAGGAACAGAGUCAGAAUUACAGGCGUUGAAAAAUGAAUAUCAAAGAUUGACAGACUUGAUAUCUCAGGGUCAAAAACAGUUGCGCUCCUUUACAUUAAGCCCUGUGAUGUUUGAAAGUCGUGUGGACGCCAAAAAGAGAGGCCAUAUACUAAGACAAAAGGCAAAGCGUGAACAGGAGAAUUACAGCAACACGGACCCAGAUGAAUUAAGUGCUAAAUUUGAUUUUCCAGCCGUACCAAAAAAGAUAUAA
This is a messenger RNA of Lachancea lanzarotensis, 591 nucleotides long. It is a transcript of the gene VFA1, whose product is annotated as LALA0S01e12860g1_1. Gene Ontology annotation, cellular component: endosome. NCBI's taxonomy places the organism in Eukaryota, Fungi, Ascomycota, Saccharomycetes, Saccharomycetales, Saccharomycetaceae. Bases 1 to 591 code for a protein of 196 amino acids. The record is from RefSeq and is a predicted model, not a curated record. The transcript has a single exon. Gene Ontology annotation, biological process: vacuolar transport.